CACACACACACACACACACUCAGCGCGCGCACACACUCACACACACACACACACACACUCAGCGCGCGCACAGAAAGGAAGAAGGCAACUCCGCCGUUGUAACGCCAUUAGCGCCCGUCGCCGAAGACGGAAAAGUUUCCGCGAGUUUCUCUCUCUCUCUCUCUCUCUCUCUCUUCUGGUGUCUGGAGGAAGAGACUCGGCUCCGUUUCCUCUCUCUCUCUCUCUCUCUCUCUCUCUCUCUCUCUCCAUGUGAACCGACUCGGAACCGAAGCGCUCCUGUCUCUCGGUCUCGCGCGCGCGGACUAAAACCCCACGGAUAAAAGCGGAGGACGCUUCUUGUGCGAGCGCGCGCGCGUCUGUGUGCGUGCGUGCUUAUUUAUAUUAAAUAGACAUAUAUAUUAUUUUAUAAAUAAAUAAAUAAAUAAAUAUAUAUGUUAUGAACACACAAACCAUGUUGCCCGGCGGCGGGACGUACGCGAGCAAGAAACGGAAGAAGCCGGUUCAGAAAAUACCGAAGCCUCCUCCACCCGAAGGCGCCAAGUCGAACCCUUCGAAGCGGCACAGGGAUCGGCUAAACAUGGAGCUGGACAAGCUGACCAGCCUGCUGCCCUUCUCCGAGGACGUUCGCUCCCGGCUGGACAAACUGUCCGUCCUCAGGCUCAGCGUCGGAUACCUGAAGGUCAAGAGCUUCUUCAAUGCCACGAUGAAGAAGACAGUGGGCGGAGCUAACGGCUGGCCAGCGGGGACUGUGGGAGGAAACGGACAGAAGGUCAGCAGCCUGGACGGAGUGAACUUCUCCGAGGGCGAGUUACUGCUGCAGGCUCUGAACGGCUUUGUGCUGGUUAUAACGGCUGAAGGUUAUGUGUUCUACGCCUCACCUACCAUACAGGACUACCUGGGAUUUCAUCAGUCGGAUGUGGUGCACCAGAGUGUGUUCGAGCUGAUCCACACUGAUGACCGUGCCAUGUUCAGGAGACAGCUGCACUUUGCCCUGAAACCCACACAGGGUGAGCUCCCUGAUGAUGCUGAUGGCCUCCAGAAGAGCGACAUCACCACCACCAUCAUAAAUUACAACCCUCAGCAGCUGCCACCAGAGAACUCGUCCUUCCUGGAGAGGAGCUUCUGCUGCCGCUUUCGCUGCCUCCUCGACAACUCCUCCGGCUUCCUGGCCCUGAACUUCCAUGGUCGACUGAAGUAUCUUCAUGGCCAAAACAAGAUGGCAGAGGAUGGCACUAUGGCGCAUCCUCAGCUGGCUCUGUUUGUCAUAGCUACGCCCCUCCAGCCGCCCUCCAUCUUGGAAAUUCGGAGCAAGACACUUAUCUUCCAGACCAAACACAAGCUGGACUUUACUCCUAUGGGCAUCGACACCAGGGGGAAGGUGGUGCUGGGUUACAAUGAGAUCGAGCUGUGCAUGAGAGGUUCUGGUUACCAGUUCAUCCACGCUGCAGAUAUGAUGUACUGUGCCGACAACCACCUGAGAAUGAUUAAAACUGGCGAGAGUGGUUUCACAGUGUUCCGGCUCCUGACGAAGUCGGGAACUUGGGUCUGGGUGCAGGCCAACGCCAGGCUCGUCUAUAAGGGCGGACGACCAGACUUUAUCGUGGCACGACAGAGAGCUUUAACUAAUGAAGAAGGCGAAGAGCAUCUUCGUCAGAGGAAGCUGCAGCUGCCCUUCAGCUUUGCCACUGGAGAAGCCGUCCUAUAUGAGACAACCCCUUCUCCAGACAUGACUGACAUCUCUACCCAAAUCAAAGGGGGUAAGAUCAGUAAACCCGCCACGCUGCCUCCAAGCUCACUGUUGAGCUCCAUGCUGAAACAAGAUGAAUCCGUCUACCAGGCCAGCAGCGAUCCCAACUCUCAGUUCUGCCUGGAAAAGGCAUUCCGGGACAGCCACGCUCUUCUCAAUGUCCCUGGAAAGUCCUGGGCAGGAGUAGACAGGAGCACUGUGGGCAUCAAGGAGGAAUCGACAGUGCAGGACAUGAUGGACAGCUUGCAGCAGAUCAUCGGGGACAGCAGCAUGUGCAGUACCCUGGAAGAGCUAACCAUCGACCACGAGGAGCUGAAGGAAUGGGAGAAUGCACUGCUGCGAAUGAACAGCCUGAGCAGCACUGAGAUGACCGUGGAGCUUAACGACAUCCUGACCAAUGACAUCUUCUCAUACGUGGAGGAUGUGCUGUUCAAAGAAUGCAGCACCAACAUGAACGACCAACUUCCUGAGUGUCUGUCUGAGCUGCAGCUGCAGGGAGACCUUAACGACCUCUUGGGCAUUGCAGAGGGCCUUGAAACAGGUAGCCCAGGAAGAGGUAUGAUGAAACUUGCUCACAUGGGGCCAGAGAUGUCUCUGGGGCAGCAGGCAAAUCCUGUGGAACCAUUUGUGGAAUUGUGUGAAAGUAUGAUUUUUGAUUCGUCACUUUCUGGGCAACAGAACCAGGCCAGGCUGGUGCAGCAGACAGCAACAAACCAACAGAACCAAGCAGAGCUCGGACUGCAAGUUCAGAAUCAUAUCCAGAGCGGAAACAUGGGCUAUCCAGAAAAUGUGACAUUGCCCAACCUUCAGAACCAAGCUCAACAUGUGGGCUUUCACAACCAUAAUUCCAUCCCAUUCAAUCAGGCAGUCCGGCAGAGCGGUCAGUGGGUAGGGCCCCAGGCACCCAGCAGUGAGAAUAUUUCACUUCCACAAAAUGUCCUGUUAAACCCUGCACCAAGUGCCUGCCUCAAGGGACAGUUUCCUCUCAACAAUCAGAGCAUAGACAAUCAGAGACUUGCGACAUGGCAGCAAACCCAGCCUUCUGUUCAACAGGGCCAUCCCACAUUACCCAAAGUUCCCAAUAUUCCCAAAGUUCCCAACGUCCAGAAUAUCCCAAAUGGUCAUCAUCAUGUCCAGCCAGUUCCACUCAGUAGGUUAAUGAUGCAGUCUAACUUUGGCUCAGGGUCCCAUCCUCAGCCUAAUGUAAUCGGUAGUACAGUUUAUGGCCAGCAGGGGGGGCUUGUGCACCCAUCUAAUCCUGUAUUUGGACAACAGGGGGAACGCAUACAGACGACUAAUGCAGUAUAUGGACAGCAGAGGGAGGUCUUGCACCCAUCUAAUGAGGUGUUUGGGCAGCAGGGGGAGCUGAUGGAGACAUCUAAUGCAAUUUAUAACCAGCAGGGGGAGCUGUUGAACAGCCUGAGUCAUGCACCCAUCAGUAGCUGCAUGUUCGAGAGAGCAGGGCAAGCCCCCAUGAAUGGCUUACGCUAUGGUGCAGCUGGACAGAAGACAAAAGAGUUCAUGGCCCAGAAUUCGGUACAGGGCUCAUACGUCUUUCAAAACAGACCUGCGGAGAGCAUGUUGAACAAUGUGGGUGUGACACCGGACAGCGCCAUCCCUUGCCAUUUGCAGCAGCGGUUCCUCACCUGCAAUAACCAGACACAGAUCACAAACCAUCCAGUCAAGGAGAAUGGACCAUUCCAGUUCGCCCCUAUGCCUGGAGGGGGGACCCCAUGUUUCACCAACAACACCCAGAGUGACAGUUUUUAGAAAGGAAAAUUCCUGUCCAGCGCAGCUAUCUUUUGUGAAUGGAGAAAGGAAGGAGGGAUGUCCCUGUGAAGAUAUCGUACAUGCUUCUUCAUAUUCAGACUCUCCCUUUUGUUUUAUCGCAGCUGAAAUACUUAAACGAGAUUGAAGGCGGAGGGCUGGACUCGUUGUGGCAGUAACGUCAGACAGACUACGUGUGAAACCCUGCACGUCGGCUCACACACACUCGUUUAUUCAAUCAUUUGUUUGUUUAUUUGUGUGUUUGUUCGUUUGCUCGCUCCCUGCCCAAAGAAGUUCAGAAGGACAGAAAAGUGAAAUUUUUUUAUUUUUCCUUUUUGUGCAUUUCUUCAUGUUUUUUUAUUUUUGUAAGAGUGUGGGCAGGGUGUGUGUGAUUGUGAUUUGUGUUUAUGUGUGUGUGUGUGUGUCUGGGGCAGAGAGGAGCUGCUCAGAGCUCAGUUAUGAAGUAUGCAGUAGAAAAGAUGGAAGCUUUUCUUCGCGGGGAUGAAAUUCUGGGGGAAAGCCAUUUUAAAGACGCACACUCAUUUUUCUAUUUAUUUAGAAAGAGUAGAGUCAUGGAAAAAGGGAAAAGCCUCUUACUGCUCGUGUGUUUCCUUUCGGAAUUCUCUUGAUGCACUUAAGAAGGUGAGAUCAACACCUGUAAAAAUGACCGAUUGUAAAAUAAAAAAAAAAAAAAGGACUGAAAAAAAGACAGAUUGUGUCCUGCAUCCAAAGACGUAGCACUAUGAUAGAAUUCAGAUAGAAUUAGCCUGCAGCUGUGUUACGUUAGGCGUCGUCUAAUUUAUAACUCCCACAAUGCUCCGGAUCUGUGGGGGGCCAAAACUACUGCCUGACUGACCGCUAAAGCUGAAGCAUAAAUGUCUUUCCAGCUUUCCUUUCUGUUUUUUUUUUUUUUUUAGUGGGGGAAUGCCCCACCCCAAAACCAUCAUCCAGUUACCAAUGACACUAUGAUCUCUGUUUUAAUACGGGGUGAAACACCUCGUCAGACAGAACGCACAGAUUCUAACUGGAUGUUUGGUGGACAUUUUAUCUGGAACACCAAAGAAACAUAAACACGUAACCAGGAUUUUCAUUGCUUGCCGAAAUCUUCAUCACAGUAACGUAUUAUUACAAUAUGGUAAUCACGAUAAAGGACUCCUUAUAUGUAUACACAUUCAGCUUUUUUUGUUAGUUUUUGUUUUAAAUAUGCUUUUUUUUAUAUUUUGUUAUGUGCAUUUAAUCAAAUGUCAUUGAGCCAUUUUCGUGUCUGCUUGUACUGAUAAUCAUAAUUAAUGCUCUUUACAAAGUGCUAGCUCGCUGACUUCUGGUUAAUCGCAGGAGUUAGCGUUAGCAGUUAGCGUAUUUUCUUCGAGAGCUUGUGUGGCGUGAUACGAGUGAAAACACUUUGAUGAAGAGUGUUAAACUUUCAAACGCACAGAAGUCAGGCCGCAAGCCAGCUGUCGACGUUUCUUUUCUUUUUCUUUGCUUUAUUUUGACGUCAGAUUUUAUCAAAGCAGAUUGCAUAGUUACUAAUUCUCAUCCCGUGUUGGCGAACUGUCCUACGUGCCUUAUUCUUCUCUGACACUUUAGACUUUUCAUAUGACUAUAUAAUAUUAAUAUAGCAUUAUGGACAUGUACAUAUUAUCAAAUCUACCAGCUAGACAUGCUUUCAUACCUCAAUAUCAAGGAAAUAUGACUGAUUGCAGAUAUGGAGCGCUUUACUUCUCUUUCCCCUAGUCGCUAGUCCUGAACAUUUAUAUUCCACAGUGGGUGCAUAAGAUGCUAAUUGCUUCUAGUUUUAUCUCCAUGCCAGUUUGAAGGUCUUGCCCUGCAGUUCUGCUCUGCCUUUUGUGGAUUUUAAAGUGCCCAAGAAACGACGUAAAAAAAUGUUGUUAAUUUUCAGAAGAAAACUAUUUCGACUCACCUUACACUAUGGGGUGUGUGCAAAAUUUAGUAAAUAAAUCCUUCAAAUAAAUCCAGUUAAGUCUAAUUAAAUACUCUCUAGAAUUCCUCUGUUCUUCCAUCAUAAGCAUGAAUUCGUCCGACUGAUCUCAGCUCAAACAUGGCGUCAAUGCAGAAUCAAAUAGCACCAUCAUUUUUAUGGACAGAGUCUUAGUUGGCAUAAGCAAAGGGGCAGUGCCAAAACCACAGUCAUGUCUUAUAUGGUCAUUAAAUUUUUUUUACUUGCUUGUAUAUUGGCUGUGCCAAUAUAUAAAACAAAUAUCAAUCAAGACCCAUUUCCUCAAGCCACGCCCACUGGAUGCUCCCACACACCCUCCACCCAAAUCCUUAUAGUUCAAAAAAAGAAAAAACCUAAAAUAUGAUUGGUGCAUCUUUCAGAAGUGAGAGUUCCUAUGAUUCCAUCUAUGAUUCCGUCCUUCUCUGACCAAAGUCUUGUUUGUCCUCCAUAUUUAGUCAGCUUGGUGGCUAAGUCCCCGGCAAGUUUGUUUAGAUAUGUCGGCUGAUGGAAACAAGGAAAUUGUUUGAUACACAGAAUCAAAUCAUAAUCUUUAAGAUGUUUCAUGGGCACUUGAAGUCUGAUCUAUUUUUAACCAUAUUCUCAAAUAUUGCCUGGCGUAGUGAGAUGUGUCUAGAUAGUUCGACAAGUUCACAUCCAAGUUAGAAUUCAAGCCUGCUUGAGUGGCUGCAAAAAUCUCCAUUUGAGAUCUGACCAAUUCGGGAACUGACUGCAGUGUUGAGCUGAUCUUGGAUUAGAUUUUGUUGGAGUGGCUGCAAAGGUGACCUUUAAGGUUUCAAAACUGUAAUCAGGAAGUAGAGCUGAAGUCUUCUUUGAAACAUUCUUGCGGAGAUGGUGUGGUGAUCAAACACCCCUGCAGAGUGAUCAGAUCUCUGUGCAAAAAGGUUAGAUUAGAGGUUAGAUUCUCCUGCAGAAAAUGGCAUCAAGAUCAGAAGACCUUUUAGACUUGCUGUAGAGAUGGUCUACAAUCAGAUUUCUUUGUGAAGAUCAUAUUGAGAUCACAUCUGGAGAUUAGAUCAGUAUGUAGACUGUAUAGAUAGUGGUGAGAUCAGACUGCAGAGAUGGUUUUGAGAAAUGUAUAAAAAAAAAUCAGGUAUUCCUGCAGAGACUCUUUCAAGAUCAGAUCUCCCUGCAAAGUGGGUAUCGAGAUCAUAUCUCUGCAGAGUUGAUCAGAUACACCUACCAAGUCGAUAUUGAGAUCAGAUAGCCCUGCAGAAAUGGUAGAAAGAUCAGAUCUCCUUACAGAGUGAGUAUCAAGAGAUGGUGUUGAUCUGAUCACUCUGCAGAGUUGGUAUCAAGAUCGCAUAGACCUGCAGAAUGGGUAUCGAGAUCAGAUAGAUUUGCAGAGUGGGUAUUGAGAUCAGAUAGACUUGCGGAGUUGUUACUGAGAUCAGAUAGACUUGUGGAGUUGUUACUGAGAUCAGAAAGGCCUGCAGAGUUGUUAUUGAGAUCAGAUAGACCUGCAGAAUUGUUUUUGAGAUCAGAUAGACCUGCGGAGUUGUUAUUGAGAUCAGAUGGACCCGUGGAGUUGUUAUUGAGAUCGGAUAGACCUGCAGAGAUGGUGUUGAGAUCAGAUAGACCUGCAGAGUUGUUAUUGAGAUCAGAUAGACCUGCAGAGAUGGUGUUGAGAUCAGAUAGACCUGCAGAGUUGUUAUUGAGAUCAGAUAGACCUGCAGAGUUGAUUUUGAGAUCAGAUAGACCUGCAGAGUUGUUACUGAGAUCAGAUAGACCUGCGGAGUUGAUUUUGAGAUCAGAUAGACCUGCGGAAUUGUUAUUGAGAUCAGAUAGACCUGCGGAAUUGUUAUUGAGAUCAGAUAGACCUGUGGAGUUGUUAUUGAGAUCAGAUAGACCUGCGGAGUUGUUAUUGAGAUCAGAUAGACCUGCGGAGUUGAUUUUGAGAUCAGAUAGACCUGCAGAGUGGGUACUGAAUUCGUAGCAAUGGAAAGAUAUGGUAUAUGGUAUAGAGUUUGAAUCUUGCUGUGGAUCAGAGACAGGAGCAGAUCACUUUGUAAACUGGCUGUAAAGUUGGAUUAAUGUGUAGCCACAUGGAGAGUGUCACCUGUUAGAAACAGCUGAAGUGUGCACUGUACAGUAGGGGACUAUCCUUUCAAGUGCACAUCCAUAUUCUCGAUUGGAUUCAGGACGCGGCCGAGUCACCAGCAUGGGACAGCGAGCAGGCUGGAGUUUCAUUUCCACUAGUGUUGUUCAGAGCCGUACAGUUCAAGGGUCAAAGUAAGAGCGUGCUUUUAACUCAGAUGCUUUCUUAUGCAGUUUGUCUAAGUGCCUAAAGAAAUUCUCGUUUGCUUUUUUGCUCUAAUGUUCUAUAUUUUCUAUUUCACUGACAUAGAUUAAGGCGACAAAGAGGAGGUGAAAGUUUUAUGCAAAAUACAGGGUUCCUGAAAAUCUAAACCAAACAUCAGAUGCCUUACUGAUAUUUCACAAAAAUGUUUUGAUAUUUGAAUUAAAAAAAUAUAUAUAUUUUGAUAAAGAAAUCAUUGGUUUAAGAAUCCAAAUGAGCGAUGUUUAGAAAUGACUGAUGGUAGGUGAAAUGAUCGACGGGUGAAGGGUGUGUUUUUGGGCUGGUCGUAAUAUUAUUAGCAAUGUUGUGUCGCUAUUUUAAAUUGUAAUAGCAAUACAACUAUUGUUUAUUUUUUGGAGAUUUGGUGUUGUUGUGGAAUGUGUCCUUACAGAAGGACAGUUGAGGAUCCAAUCCAAAUUACAGCAGUGAAAUAGCUAGCUAGGUUUCGCAUGUAAUGAUUAGCUUUUAUGAAAUCAUUACUUUUAUAGAUGGAUUGUAGCUAACUGCCAAGGUCGCUAACUAUUUAGCUGUUUAUAUUUAGCUAUUCCAAUGACAACAUCUAGGUGUAACUAGCUACAUGUACUUUAUGUUUAGCUAGCUCUUUAUACUAUACAUACUAGCUAUAUAUACUUUAAUACAUACUUUGUGUACCAGUUACCUUGCUAGCUAUUUCAGUCUUUAAUGUGUAUGAUCUCAGCCAAUGAGAUUGCAAACCUGACACACAUAGUCUGAUACACUUGCUUCAAAUCUGAUCCGAGACACUGUGAAAAUUAAAUCGUUUAAACGUGAACAGAACAGCCCAAAAUCAACCUCGCCUUAAGAUCAUCGCAGCAUCCACCAAAAAAAAAAAACGCAAAAUUUUUACUGUUAAACGAAUAAAAUAAUAAUUGAAUCACUUGCUACUUCUGAUGCUUUCCAAUGACGACAUUCAUCUGUCUCUUUCGAAAUGCAGUAUCAGUGUAUGAUUUAUGUUAUUAUUAUUAUUAUUAUUAUUAUUAUUGUAUGUUAUUUUGUCAUUUUUGUUGCUCUUCACAACUUUUUUGUGCUCACAAAUAUAGUAUAUACGAUUUUUGUAAAUUUCCCUGCACACCUUGUAAAAUUUGUAUACCUUCAUUUCUUUGCCAAUGAUAUUGUAGUAUUUUUUUUAUUAGCAAAUGUCUUACGUGUUUGCUGUGCCUAUCAAUAUUUACGUGUUUAUAUUAUUACAAGCGUUUAUUAUAACGACCACACUGGUUUGUUAAAGUGUUGUUAUUAUUAGCACUCUUUUUCUAACGAGAGUGCUGAUGUUCAGUAGUCAUGAUUAUACUGAGGCAGUGAAAUAAAAAAUGCAGACAAAAA
This is a messenger RNA of Pangasianodon hypophthalmus (striped catfish), 9126 nucleotides long. RefSeq names its product aryl hydrocarbon receptor 2 (gene ahr2). NCBI's taxonomy places the organism in Eukaryota, Metazoa, Chordata, Actinopteri, Siluriformes, Pangasiidae. Gene Ontology annotation, biological process: regulation of transcription by RNA polymerase II. The transcript has 11 exons. Gene Ontology annotation, molecular function: protein dimerization activity; transcription cis-regulatory region binding; nuclear receptor activity. The record is from RefSeq and is a predicted model, not a curated record. Bases 437 to 3517 code for a protein of 1026 amino acids. Gene Ontology annotation, cellular component: nucleus; aryl hydrocarbon receptor complex.